GGAGGAAUUGAUGGACGGCUUCUCCGAGAGAUAGGGGGAGGCAGAGAGCUGUUAAUGAGGCAGUGGGUGGAUCUCAUCAGGACUCGGGCUCGUUGUCAAACAAACAUGCGCGCAGGGUAGAAAUUCGCCGUGCGCUCAGGAAGUGAUCUCUGUAGCUCAGAGUCAGAGUGAGGGGAAGGAAACCCGGGCGCAGACAAAGAGCUGGCUGGCUGGCUGGCUGGCUGGAGUUUGUUUACCUCUUCUUCACAUUCGGACGAGGCGGAUUUCUCCUCCGUUUUUAAACCUCCACACUUUAAAACAACAAAAAACUGUGGGAUUAUUGUACUGAUGACUUUUUUGUGAUCAUCUUUUUUAUUAUUAUUUUGGAGACGUUGGGAACUUUGGAUCAUACUGAAGGAUCAUUCCUGCGCAAUUACAGACUCUUUGACACCGAGUCAUCUUUGGAAGCUGGGAUGUGUCGUCACUACGAUGCAUAAUUCCUCCAGAACACCGAAUCCGUCCGAUGGCUCGACCGACGUAAAGGCGGCGGAAGGCAGCAGCGGCGGCGGACCUCCAGCUUCCGUCCGCGGCGCGCGUCUCCCUGCGCAAAGAUCCAGCGACGGCGGCGAGCACAGCUGUGCGCACGCGACCAGCAGAAGAGAUCCCGACUCGAACAAACCCGAUUUAAGCAUCCGCGGCCCUCGCCGCAUGUCCAGUGGAUAUUUCUCCAACGAUUCGCUGCCGAGCUCCCCGUUCCUGUCGAAGCCAGAGACGGCUAACAAAGCCACGCAAACACCGAGCCCCAGCGGCCAGGUGAUGAGCCACGCCUUGCAGUGCCUUUCCGGGCCCGGCAGAGGACCCGCAAUGCUGCCGACGCACGGAUCGUUUCCCAACCCUUCUAGGAGGCAACAGGGAAACGCAGCAAGAGACAUGCAGGAGGAGCAGGCAGAGGCUUUCGGACAACAGCUCCGUUUAAUCGGAGACGAGUACAAUCGACUACUAAUGCGGCGGAGAGCUGCAGCCAGACAAAGAGAAGACGUGCUCCCUCUGAACCUCCUGCGGCACAUCAACCAGGAGCCCGUCACCGUGCUCUGCGUGAGCCUCGUGCUCCUCGUCAUCGGGCGGAUCAUGUACCUGCAAGGCAGUUCGAACGGCCAGAACCACUCCCAGGUCUAACCCUCGGGAAACCCAGCAGACGUAGCAUUUUUUCUUUGUUUUAUUGUUGGGAAGACUUUUUUUCCCCUCCUAUCAUGGACUCUGUUCAUAGGAACUCUAACAGCUUUAGAUUUUUAUUGUUGCACCGCUUUCUUUCUUUAUUUCUUUCGUAUUUACCAAAGAUGCAAGCUUUUGCACUUUUUUCUAGCGCAUGGGUGGUGCACUCACCCACAAAUAUCAGUGUACACCCCACCUGUGGAAAUGUGCCUUGUGCAUUUUUGUGUUUACUUCAUUUUUUUUAUGUUUAGCAAUAGUCUCUGUUGUGAGUGUCCAACCCCUCAAACCCAGGGUUGUUAAAUUUAUGGGUCCAGUGUUUGUUAUGUUUUAACGUGAUGGGAACCCACUGGACCAACAUUGGAGUAAGGAUUUCUUGUCUACGCUUUCAUCUCCACCUAGACAUAUAUAGGUGUGACCUCACACACAAAAAAAGGGUUUUUUAUACUUUAUCAUUUGAAAAACAAUUGAUAUGCAAUAAAACCACAUGUAUUUAACAACUGGAAUUCAAUCUGGUCAACUAAAAGACAAAUUUAACCUCUUAAGACCAGGCGUGGACAUCCCAUUCUGUUUAUAUUACCACAGUAGUUCAUUCUGCCUAACUUGGACCCUGUAACUUAAUGUGUAGAGAGUUAGCCUAAAUAUUAGCUUAGGUCUUAUGAGAUUAAACCAUUUGAUGCAUUCAGACUGGACACAUUUGGUCCAAUUAAAGUGAACCAGAGUUUGUGCAAAUGGAACCGCUCUCUGACCCAUCUUUCAAUAUGAGGCCAGAACAGUCUCAUAAUUCAGAAAAGCACAGAGUCUGUGUCACAAAUCUACACACUCUGAUUCACAAAUCUAAUUUUAUGCAAACGUGCAAUAUAAAUUUGCAAAUGCACACUAAAGGUCUCACAAACGUGCACGCUGUUUCUCACAAAUGUGAAUGCUGUUUUUCACAAAAACACAAUAAAUGUUUCAGAAAUCCACAGCAAAUGUUUCACAAAAGUAUCUUGAAUGUGUGAAACACAAUGUGUGUGUUUGUGAAACCUUUACUGUGCAUUUCCAAAUUCAUAUUGCAUGUUUGCAUAAAAUUAGAUUUGUCAAUCAGAGUGUGUGCAUUCAGACUCUAUGCAGUUCUGAAUUAUGACACUGUUCUGGCCUCAUAUUUCAAGGUGGUCGGUUCAUUUCCAAUCGGACUGAAUACACAAUCUGAAUGUCACAAACACUUAUUAGCGUUCCUCGUAGCAUCCUCCAUAACCACCUUGCAGCAGGCCUCAACCGUAAAUAUCUUGAUAAGUAUUUGCAAAGUGCUUUUUGUUUGUUGUUGGCCAAUGGCUGAAGAGAUCUUUACUCACAUAGUUUUGCUUACAAGCUUUGGUCCUGAACAGAAAUCUCUGGUAGAUCCCAGAAUACAAACCAAACGCAAGUUCAGGACUCAAUCAGAAACAAAUCAUUUUUCCAGUCUGAAUACACCUUUUGUCGUUAAAAUAACGAAAAAAAAAUCAGUCAUUUUCUAUGCUUCAGUGUUCAUUUUGGCCACUGAAUCAAAAGCAAUUUCUAGAAAAGCAUCGAGGACUUUUGUAUUUUUCAUAACCAGCAAUAAAAAAACGUUGUCUGUAAUUACAAACAGGCUUGAACUUUUUACUGAACGUGAUGUUAAGGUCUUAGUAACUGUUACCAAACAGCCCAGAUACCCAAAAAGAAAAAGUCAAGAAUGGAUCAUGUUUUUCUUUUUUUCAUAUUUUUCAAGAUUUUCUCCCAUCAGUUCAUUAAAAAUGUUUAUGAAAAUUGGUAAAUGGGGGGAUAAGCACAACUAAUGGUUCAAUCCUUUCUUAAAUUUGAGAUCUCAAAUGCAAAAAUUAGGGUGCAUAAAACUCUUCCACUUGACAAUUGGAUAUUUUGUGUCAUUAAAGUGGCAAAAACGUUGUGGAACAAGAACAUCAAUAGUUACUCGGUGAGACAAGCCACAUAGAAAGAACAUGGAGAUGUUAUCCCCUUAACGCCUGAAUUUUUUUCCAAAAAAAAAAAAAAAAUCGCUUAUGUUUCUGCUUUUAAGUAGAUUCAAGUAACUUUAGAGACAAAGUGGUUUGACGCAUAUUUGUGACAAGAUCCAUUAAGGGGUCAUCUGCCUCCAGACACGCCUCAAAGCGGGAGUAUUCCUUUUUAGUCCUCUUGAGGUUUUUAUUUUUCAUUGAUCAGUUGGUUUCACUCUCAUUGAGUGAUUGACUUCAAACAUGAUGGAAAAGUUGUAUAAUGUUUUAAUACGAGUUCAAGCAGAAAUGUUAGUGUUGGGCCAAUAGGAACCAAAAGACUCAAAAUAUAUGUAUUUUUGUACACUUGGAGACAAGAUGAUUGCAUGUCUGGUUAACAUCUUUCAUUGUUUUUUUUAUUAUUUGCAGAGCUUAAAAACUUGAUUUCCACUUGAACUCAAAAUGAAUGGUACACAGGUUGGAUUGUAAUAACAUUUGAUAAUAAGUGGCUGCUUUAGCCACAGAAAACUCCUCUAUUUAAGUUUUAAUGAAUAAAUCUUUCUUCUUUAGCAGUUAUAGUCAACAAAUUGUGGAGAAUCAACUUUUUAUUUAAGUGGAUGCACCUUUUACGAUGUUACCAGCUGCAAAAAUCGUCACGUUAAUCCCCUUAGGGGUUGUUUAAGUGGUCAAUAGUUGGAAUUGCAUACGUUUAUAUUAACAAUACAAACUGAUUUUGUGACAUUUUGACUAGUUAUCCAAGGUAUAUUUGAUCUGGGUAGUCUCCGAUUUUCUAUUAAUCCACACGUUGAUAUGAUGCCAUAUCGAAACAUAAACAACGUCUGACACCGAGAUGCAAAGAGCGAGUCUUCCUCUCCGUUGGGCCUCCUCACUGCUGCUGCGCUGUGCUGCGACUGCAUCUCCAGUUCUGAUAUUGUGCCAUGUGAAACUUGCAACCUCAUUUUGAAGUACUGUAUUACAGCAGGAGUGUGAGAGGGAGCAUGGCGGCGAGGAAACUGAAAGGUAAAUUACUGCCUUCUGAAACUGAUAUGGAAACUUCUCGAUUCUUCUCUCUGAUGUGAAGGCGUUUCUGCACAGACGCACGCAGGGUUUUAUCCACUCAUCAGCACCUCUGGAGCUGAUUUCAGGUUAAGAAUUUGUAAAAAUUUCUUAAACGUUAAUAAUAAUGUGCCUACACUUGAACAGAAGCAUAAGGAAACUAUUUUCAUUUAAAUAACAUCAAUAAAUGCAAUGUUCAACUGUUUAAAAAAAA
Oryzias melastigma (Indian medaka) is the source of this 4407-nucleotide messenger RNA. RefSeq lists its product as uncharacterized. The transcript is spliced from 4 exons. The record is from RefSeq and is a predicted model, not a curated record. The coding region runs from base 469 to 1155 and encodes 228 amino acids. NCBI's taxonomy places the organism in Eukaryota, Metazoa, Chordata, Actinopteri, Beloniformes, Adrianichthyidae.